Penicillium vulpinum is the source of this 1053-nucleotide messenger RNA. Its product is annotated as alcohol dehydrogenase family protein. NCBI's taxonomy places the organism in Eukaryota, Fungi, Ascomycota, Eurotiomycetes, Eurotiales, Aspergillaceae. The transcript has 5 exons. The record is from RefSeq and is a predicted model, not a curated record. The coding region runs from base 1 to 1053 and encodes 350 amino acids. Gene Ontology annotation, molecular function: zinc ion binding; oxidoreductase activity.
AUGCAAGCUGUCGUUUUCAAGGGCCCGUCGAAGGUAGCCGUCGAGCAAAAGCCCAUCCCCCAGAUCCAAGAUCCAACAGAUGCCAUCCUGAAGGUGCGAUACACUGCGUUAUGUGGCAGUGAACUUCAUGUGUUUCGUGGCCACCAAAAGUCUGGCACAGAGUUUAUUAUGGGCCAUGAGUUUACAGGUGAAGUUGUCGAGGUUGGAUCGGACAUUAAGAGCUUCCAAAAGGGAGAUCGAGUAGUCUCGCCCUUUACUGCGAGCUGUGGGGAAUGCUUCUACUGUGAGCGUGGCUUCUCCUCUCGAUGCGCUCAAUGCCAGCUAUUCGGUACUGUUCUACUUGAUGGUGGACAGGCCGAGUACGUACGUGUUCCACUAGCCGACUCGACUCUUGCCCACGUCCCAGCUACCAUAGACGAGAAGAAGCUGGUUCUUAUGGCUGAUAUCUUCCCAACCGGGUACUUUGCUUCUCUGAAUGCUUUCUCUGAUUUAUCUCCGGAGGAGAUUCAAAAAAGCACGGUACUCCUCUUUGGGUGUGGGCCUGUCGGAAUCUGCGCACUUAUUAGUGCCCUCGAUUACAAGCCGAAGACUCUCAUUGCAAUUGACAGUGUGCCUUCCAGAUUAGCCCUUGCACAGAGUUUGGGAGCCGAGCCUUGGAAUUUCAAGGAGGACGAAGAAGGACUGCGCCAAAGAGUGAUGGAGCUUACUGACGGUCGUGGAGCGGAUAUCGUUAUUGAAGUUGUCGGACAUAGUAGCGCUCUCAGGAUGGGUUUCGAUUUGUUACGGCCUUGGGGCCGUAUAUCGAGUGUGGGCGUCCACAACCAGGAUAUCCCAUGGACUGGGAACGAAGCCUACGGAAAGAAUCUUCGUAUACAGAUGGGCCGAUGCCCUGUUCGGAGUAUCUUCGGUCCAGCCAUGGAGCUUUUCGAGAAAAAGCAGGAUAUACUUAACUUCAUGUCUGAAGAUAUCCGUCCACUCUCACAGGCAGUUCAGGCAUAUGAUGAUUUCGAUAACAUGCGGGCCCAUAAGGUGAUUUUUGAGGCAGAUAAGUGA